GGUGGCCUGAGCAACUUACUGUACACGACAGGGCGCCGGCCCGCACAGUCGGGCUCAUUUGGCGUUGUAUCAUUGCACACAAAGGCAGGAGGAGUCUGGACAUGGGCGCAGAACAGCAUGACGCCAACACCAUUGGCGUGGAGGAUGCGUACGCGCAGCUCAAUCUUGAGGUCGGCGCGAGCGAAACGGACGUCAAAUCAGCCUACCGCAAAUUGUCACUGAAGCUCCAUCCAGACAAGCGAAGGGAUGUAGACUCUGUGCAAGCUUCGGCAGAAUUUCAUCGCCUUCAGCUGGCAUAUGAGCUCCUGUGUGAUCCUUCGAAGCGCCAGGCGGCGGAAAAGCAAGCGGCACAAGACGCGGCUGCUCGAGCGCGGAGAGGAACCUAUGAUGGCAAGCGCAAAGCCGCGGCUGAUGACCUGGACAGGCGAGAGGACGAAGAUCGUAGGCGCCGAAAAGCUCAAGCACAAGCCGAAGUGGAUCUUGCUCGCAAGUUGCAACAGAUCCAAGAGGAGAACAAGCGGCUGAAGGAAGAAGCGCAGCGCAAACGUGAUGAAGCAUUGCGUGAUCCUCCCGCACAGCUAGCCGCAGUGCCUCCGCCGACUACCCAGGUCCAGGAGAAGAGCGGUGAUGAGGUGACGACAGAUUACGGAAACAGUGCUUUCUCGCAGCCGCCAAUAGGACCAUUAGAUACCACUGUGGUUGUCAAGUUCCCAACAGACCAAUCGUUCAACUUGACCGGCUUAUCGGAUCCUAUGCAACUUGUGUCCGCAGAUUCCCUGGGAAAGAGCGAUUUCAAAAAUAUGACACCGUUGGGACAAGCACUGUCAGCCUCAUUUGGACCACUGGAAGCACUAGCCAUCCAUCCACCAAAACUGCGCAAGAAGACCGGCAAGCUUGCGUCAGAAAUGUCCGCUGCUGCUAUGUUUACCACCAUCGACGCAGCUUAUGCGGCUGUCUCCGCGGGCCAGCAACUGAACGCUCGCGGCCUCUUGGCAGACUGCUGGAUUGGAUGGGCUUCGGCGACAAGCAAGGGAAACCGUAGUUCAAACAGCGGUGGCGCGGACGAGAACGGCGACAGAUUUCCGAAUGCCGCUAACGAGCCCGCUCGAAUCCGAUGGAUGCGCGAGAAGGGCAUACUGCCGAAUUUGGCCGGCGUUCCAUUAUCAAGUCCGCUAACGAAUGGCGGGAGCGGACAGGCACCAGCAUCUGAAGUGUCUGCGGCAGCAACAAAAGCCAGUAGACCGACGGCUAGCUUUUCAUUCUCACCAUUUUCCAUAUCAGAUGCGUCAAACACUGCUGGCGCAACAGCUAGUAAAUUAGGCGAUGGCUAUGAGAGCAUCACUCUCAUGCGGCUGCGCGAAGCAGAAAGGCGCAGACUGGAAACAGAAAUCCUGGCAAGAGAGCAAGCAGAAUAGAUUAUACCGUACUGUAUUUUUGCCAUUACAUUCCCCCUGUAUCUUACGUGCAGACAUGAUGCCUU
This is a messenger RNA of Tilletiaria anomala UBC 951, 1480 nucleotides long. RefSeq names its product DnaJ-domain-containing protein. Lineage: Eukaryota; Fungi; Basidiomycota; Exobasidiomycetes; Georgefischeriales; Tilletiariaceae. The coding region runs from base 102 to 1415 and encodes 437 amino acids. Gene Ontology annotation, biological process: spliceosomal complex disassembly. The transcript has a single exon. The record is from RefSeq and is a predicted model, not a curated record. Gene Ontology annotation, cellular component: spliceosomal complex.